AAGAAAAAAAAGAAUCGUUCAGAAAUUAAAUGUUCUUCGUGCUCUCUCUAAUGGCCGCUGUCUCUGGGUGUGUGCAGGAGGAGCUCUGAACCAAAGCUCUCACCCUUUCUUCUUCUCUAAAACUUCUCCUCUCCCAGAUUCAUUCCCAAACCCUAAACCCCAAACCCCACCAUUUCAAUUUCCACUUCCAUUUCCAUACACUCAGAGAUCAGAGAAGCACCACAGCAAUGCUUCUCCUCUUCUUCUUCUUCUUCUUCUUCUUCACCUUCCUCUCAAACCCUUCUCUCCUCUCCCUCUCUCUAACCCAAGAAGGCCUUUACCUCCACACCAUCAAGCUCUCCCUCGACGACCCAGAUUCCUCCCUCCGUUCAUGGAACGACCGCGACCACACUCCCUGCUCCUGGUUCGGCGUCUCUUGCGACCCUCAAACCAACUCCGUCCACUCCCUCGACCUCUCCAACACCAACAUCGCCGGCCCAUUCCCCACCCUCCUCUGCCGCCUCCAGAAUCUCUCAUUCCUUUCCCUCUACAACAACUCCAUCAACAUGUCCCUUCCCUCUCUUAUUUCAGAUUGUUCCAGUCUCCAGCAUCUCGACCUCUCUCAGAAUCUCCUCACCGGCGCGCUGCCGAGUUCGAUCGCCGAUCUCCCCAACCUUCGCUAUUUGGAUUUGACUGGGAAUAACUUCUCCGGAGAUGUUCCGCCCAGUUUCGCUCGGUUUCGGAAGUUGGAGGUUUUGUCUCUUGUUUUUAAUCUUCUCGAUGGACCUAUGCCGGCGUUUCUCGGUAAUAUUACGUCGUUGAAGAUGUUGAACCUGUCUUACAACCCGUUUGCGCCGAGUCGGAUCCCGCCGGAGUUUGGGAAUUUGACGAAUCUUGAGGUGCUUUGGCUGACUCAGUGUAAUUUGAUUGGGGAAAUUCCGAACUCUCUUGGUCGGUUGAAGCGGCUUACUGAUUUGGACUUGGCGUUGAAUAAUCUUUAUGGUCCGAUUCCAAGGUCGCUUACGGAUUUGAGUAGCGUGGUUCAGAUUGAGUUGUAUAAUAACUCGUUAACCGGUGAGUUGCCUUCUGGGUUUUCGAAUCUGACCUCACUGCGACUGUUUGACGCGUCGAUGAACGGUUUGACUGGGUCGAUUCCGGAUGAGCUUUGUCAGCUGCCGCUUGAAAGUCUUAAUCUCUACGAGAACAAGUUUGAGGGGAAGUUACCGGAAAGCAUUGCCAACUCGCCGGGUUUGUACGAACUCAGGCUGUUCGGUAACCGUCUCACUGGCGGUUUACCGCCAAAUCUUGGAAAGAACUCGCCAUUGAGAUGGAUUGAUGUUUCUAACAACCAGUUUUCGGGUGAAAUCCCGGGGGAUUUGUGUGAGAAGGGAGCGUUGGAGGAAGUUCUGAUGAUUAACAACCAGUUUUCCGGCGAGAUCCCGGCGAGUUUAAGUGAGUGUAAAAGUCUCACGAGGGUGCGAUUGGGUUACAAUCGAUUUUCCGGCGAGGUGCCGGCGGGUUUUUGGGGGCUCCCACAUGUGUAUUUGUUGGAGCUGGUGAGUAACUCAUUUUCUGGGAAUAUUUCGGAUGCCAUAGCCACUGCGAAGAACCUUUCGAUUUUCAUUAUCUCUAAGAACAACUUCACCGGCACAUUACCGGCGGAGAUGGGACGGUUGGACAAUCUUGUGAAGUUGCUAGCGACUGAUAACAAACUCAGUGGGUCAUUACCAGGGAGUCUUGUGAAUCUUGGGCAUCUUUCGAGCUUGGAUCUUCGAAAUAAUGAACUCUCUGGGGAACUUCCCAGUGGAAUCAAGUCGUGGAAGAAUCUCAACGAACUCAGUUUGGCACACAAUGGAUUCACCGGCGAAAUCCCUGAAGAAAUCGGGGACUUGCCGGUUCUCAAUUACCUUGAUCUGUCGGGAAACAUGUUUUCUGGGAACAUCCCUGUCGGACUACAGAAUUUGAAGCUCAAUCUGCUCAAUUUAUCGAACAAUCACUUGUCUGGUGAGCUUCCCCCAUUUUUAGCUAAGGAACUCUACAGAAAUAGCUUUUUAGGGAAUCCAGAUUUGUGUGGACAUUUGGGAAGUUUGUGCAACAGCAAAGGUGAAGAAGCUAAAAGCGUAGGCUCUCUCUGGUUGUUACUAUCAAUCUUCUUCCUCGCCGGUAUCGUGUUUAUCGUCGGCGUCGUCUGGUUUUACCUCAAAUACAGGAAGUUUAAGGCGGCAAAGAGAGAAAUGGAGAAGGGGAAAUGGACAUUGAUGUCCUUCCACAAGUUGGAUUUCAGUGAAUAUGAGAUCUUAGAUUGUCUGGAUGAAGAUAACAUCAUAGGCAGUGGCUCUUCUGGUAAAGUUUACAAGGUUGUGCUCAACAAUGGCGAGGCCGUUGCUGUUAAGAAGCUGUUCGGAGGGACGAGGAAAGAGGGCGAAAAAGGCAACGAUGUCGAGAAGGGUCAAGUUCUUCAAGACUAUGGAUUCGAAGCCGAAAUCAAUACUCUGGGAAAGAUUAGGCACAAGAACAUUGUGAAGUUAUGGUGCUGCUGUGUUACAAGAGACUACAAGCUUUUGGUCUAUGAAUAUAUGGCUAAUGGAAGCUUGGGAGAUUUGCUUCAUAGCAGUAAAAAAGGAGUGCUUGAUUGGCCUACCAGGUUUAAGAUAGCUUUGGAUGCUGCAAAAGGACUCUCUUAUCUUCAUCACGAUUGCACCCCUCCAAUCGUUCAUCGAGACGUUAAGUCGAACAAUAUCUUGUUGGAUAGCGAUUUUGGAGCACGGUUAGCCGAUUUCGGUGUGGCUAAGGUCAUUGAUUCAACAGCGAAAGGGCCUAAAUCCAUGUCGGUAAUCGCAGGAUCUUGCGGUUAUAUUGCGCCUGAGUAUGCUUACACACUCCGUGUCAACGAAAAAAGCGACAUAUACAGCUUCGGCGUGGUGAUCCUGGAGCUAAUAACCGGGAGGCUCCCGAUCGAUCCAGUGUUCGGAGAGAAAGACCUGGUGAAAUGGGUGUGUUUCACGUUGGAUCAAGACGGGAUCGACGAGGUGAUAAACCCGAAACUGGAUAAGUGUUUCAAGGAAGAAAUAUGCAGAGUGCUGAACAUUGGGUUGCUAUGCACCAGCCCUCUUCCCAUCAACCGGCCAUCAAUGAGAAAAGUGGUGAAAAUGCUGGAAGAAGUUGGGGCAGAGAACCAAUUGAAAACCAACAAUAAAGAUGGGAAGCUAACUCCUUACUAUUACGAAGAUUCCUCGGAUCAGGGAAGUGUAGCGUAGAACAAAACACAAUUUCUUCCAAUAUUCUGGGUGGGUUUGGUUUGUUUGAAUGGAAGAAGAAGACAUAGGAAGCAGCAGCAUUGUUGAAAUCAUAUGUAAAUUUGUUUGCUUUGCUGAUACGCUGUUGGUUCUCUCUGUCUCUCAGAAGAAUUGUAAGGUGUUUCUUCUCUUCAAGUAUUUUUGAGAAGAUCCUGUUUAGAUGACAUCAGAAACGUCAAAAAUCCUGUCUUUUUUCUCGUUCCGACAAAAAACUGGAUAAGCUUAAUUUAUUUAUUA
Cucurbita pepo subsp. pepo (vegetable marrow) is the source of this 3512-nucleotide messenger RNA. RefSeq lists its product as uncharacterized. Gene Ontology annotation, molecular function: ATP binding; protein kinase activity; receptor serine/threonine kinase binding. The record is from RefSeq and is a predicted model, not a curated record. Gene Ontology annotation, biological process: protein phosphorylation. NCBI's taxonomy places the organism in Eukaryota, Viridiplantae, Streptophyta, Magnoliopsida, Cucurbitales, Cucurbitaceae.